Molecule: messenger RNA, 1194 nt
Organism: Triticum aestivum (bread wheat)
Lineage: Eukaryota; Viridiplantae; Streptophyta; Magnoliopsida; Poales; Poaceae
Exons: 2
Molecular function (GO): protein binding
Source: RefSeq, a predicted model, not a curated record
GCUCUACCCUCCGUCGAAAUAAACCGGUGAAAAAAACACCCUAAGAUCGAUCCCUCUUUCACACAGCAGAUCGAUCUCCGUCGCCGCCCGAUCCACCCCUACGCCCAGUCCGCGACGGAUCCAUCCAUGUGAGAUCCAAGAUCGCUGCCGCCAAGGUCCAAGAUCGCCGCCAUCGACCUCUGAGAUCGCCAUCCCUUUCUAUUUCUGGUUCGCUGGCCUCUCUCCCUUUUCCCAAUCUCUCUCUUUUGUGCGCGUGCAUCGCUGCCGGCGUCCACUACUGGCCGCCUCCGCCGUCGAUUGGUGCCCCCAUUGCGCUACCGAUGGACUUCUUGCCGGCCGCAACCUCGACGAUCCUUCUCUCCAUGCGCCACUGUUUCCCUUGCGUUGCAGCCGCCCCACGAUCUCCACCUCCGCAAUGGCGUACGAGGCCUUCCCACAUAUGGCAGAUCGAUCUGAGACCCAUGGCCGAGGUCGCCGAUGCGCCCCACCGCGCCGUGCGUGGGGUCUCCACCUCCCCUCCCCAUAUUCGUCUCUCAGCCGGUGGCAGGUCUUCUUCGGGGCCUCUGCACAACGGAAGCGCCUCCCUCCCCCCUCUCCCCGUCCGAGCUCAACGCCAUCUCCGCGCUCAUCCCGCGACUCAUCUCCGAGGGCCAUGUCCCCGCCGCCGGCCGCCUCCUCUCCGCGGCGCUCCUCCUGCCCGGCUCCCCGGAGCGCCUCCCGUUCCCUCCGCUCGCGGAGCACCUCGCCUCCCUCCCCACGCUCACCUCGGCCUUCGCCCUGCUCACCGCGCUCCGCCACCACCCCGUCCGCCCCUCGCCGCUCCCGCUCGCCACCUCGCUCCUCGGCGACCUCCUCGCGAUGCGCCGCGCCCACGAGGCCGCCUCCGUGCUCCGCUGGCUCUGCCGCCCCGACUCCCCACGCCGGCCCGACGCCGCCACCUACGGCAUCGCCGUCGCCGGGUUCUGCAGGCUCAGGGACCCCAAGAGCGCGCUCGUCGCCCUCGGCGAGAUGGCCUCCGACGGGGUUCCACCCUCGCUGGAGCUGCAGGAGGCGGUGCGGGAUGCGAUGCUGCAGGACGCGAGGAUCGAGGAGGCGUGGGCGCUGGAGGAGGCUAUGCGGCCGCUGGAGUCCAAGAAGACGGGGACCAAGGCGGCGCGUCAAGAGAGAGAGCUUCGGGUGAGAGAGAGAGAGAGA